Molecule: messenger RNA, 1200 nt
Organism: Amaranthus tricolor (Joseph's coat)
Lineage: Eukaryota; Viridiplantae; Streptophyta; Magnoliopsida; Caryophyllales; Amaranthaceae
Product: GCN5-related N-acetyltransferase 8-like
Exons: 2
Coding region: 78-776 (232 amino acids)
Molecular function (GO): N-acetyltransferase activity
Source: RefSeq, a predicted model, not a curated record
UAUAACCUUCCCAAAUCGCCGCACAUCAAUCACUCGCACUUCCUAGUUCCUUCUCAAACCUUCAUUUCUCUUCAUCAAUGGCUGCAGCAGAACCACCACCACCACCAACGCCAACCCCUGAACCAAACAUGACUCUCCAGCAAAGCCAACAAAAUUCAAACCUUCUAUACACCCGUAUUCGUCUCGCAACAAAAUCAGAUGUCCCAUUCAUCCACAAACUCAUCCAUCAAAUGGCAGUCUUUGAAAAACUCACCCAUCUUUUCGAAGCAACAGAAUCAUCACUUUCAUCAACCCUUUUCAAUUCCCCACCUUUCCAAUCCUUCACCGUCUUCCUUCUAGAAGUUUCCUCAACUCCUCUCUCUCUCCACCAUCUUCCCACUAUCUCCCUUUUUCAACCUAUUCACAAAACGUUCCAGAACCUUCCUCAAGCCAUUGAAGAUCCUGAAAGCUCAGUUUUUCGUACUGAUGAGGGUGCUACAAUUGCUGGGUUUGUGUUGUUUUUCCCGAAUUACUCGACUUUUUUGGCGAAACCUGGGUUUUAUGUUGAAGACGUUUUUGUGAGAGAAUGUUAUAGGAGGAAAGGCUUUGGGGGAUUGUUGAUGAAAGCGGUUGCUAAUCAAGCUGUGAGAUUAGGGUAUGGAAGAGUUGAAUGGUGUGUUCUUGAUUGGAAUAUUAAUGCUAUUAAUUUUUAUGAGAAGAUUGGUGCUGAUGUUAUGCAAGAAUGGCGUAUUUGUCGUCUUACUGGUGAUGCUCUUCUUUCUUAUGAGGGUCGAUAAAGAUGUGUCCUGUGGAAAUGGAUUAAAGUUUGGAACGAUUGAUGAGGAUUGCUUGAUCGAAGCAACAAGGAGUAGAAGUAUGAAGCUCACUCAGCCAAAUGUGGGUUACUCGACCGGUCGAGCGGGAAUGAGUAGGUCGAGCGAAUGGUGCAGAAUGAGACAGUAGCUUCACUGGAAGCUCGCUCGAUCCACCAAGCGAGGCAGUGGCUCGAUCGAGCAGCAGUCGAGCAGACUACUUAGGAUUCUGUUUUGAGCAUAUUACUUAGGGAAUUCUAAGAGUGAUGAAUACCUUGCCUAUAUAUAGGAUUCAUCACUCAUAGAAACAUUCACCACAAAUACACAUAUUGUUGAGAGAGCUAUUGCAUUAUUAGAAACUUAAAAGUGUUCUUGCUUUGCUUCAGUAUUUGUGAUCUUGAGAUAUUGU